AUGACCGUUACCACUCCUCUGAUAACCGUAUUCGGCGCUACCGGCAACCAAGGUGGUGCUGUCGCUCGCUCAUUGCUGAAAAAUCCUUCCUUCAAGGUUCGAGCACUCACUCGAAACCCCAGCUCCGAUGCUAGUCAGGCACUGGUAUCUCAAGGUGCCGAGGUUCAACAGGCGGAUGGAUUUGAUAAAGAGUCUAUGCUCUCCGCAUUUGCCGGUUCGUGGGGCGCUUUUGUCAAUAUCAACUCGGACGACAAGUCAAUCAAGGAAAAAGGUCUGACCGAAUUUGAUAUGGGCAAGACCAUUGUGGAUGCAGCAGCGGAAGCUGGAGUGCGUCAUUUCGUCUUCAGCUCCGGGCCUAACAGCCUUGAGCUUACUGGUGGGAAGGUCAAAAUGAAUGCCGCGCAGGCGAAAUACGACAUCGAGCAGUAUGCGCGAGGUAUCGACCGCUUUGAAACAGUCGGUUUCAUCUGUGUGGCAUGGUUCUUGGAGAAUUUUUCUAUCAAAGAGAUUGCACCUAUCUUCGGCGGAUUCCCUCACCUGCCCGAUCCCGAGGGAUAUUUGACCUUUGUCGCACCAAAAUGGGGUGGCAAAGAAGAUGUGCCCUUCCUCAGCAUAUCGGAGGACCUCGGAGACAUUGUGCAGGGUAUGUUCCUUGAUCCUUUGCGGUGGAAUGGCAAGGUUGUUCAUGGCUGCAGCGAUAUCUGCAGCAUGGACGAUGUUGUCUCACAGUUCGAAAAGGUGACUGGACGCAAAUCCCGGUUCCAGCCGCUUGAAUCUUGGCAAGCAUUUAAUACCCAUGGUGUUGCCGAGCUAGAGGACACCAAGAUGAUGUUUGGAAUGACGCAGGGUAGUGGAGGACGGUACUUUGGACCCGAGGCCUCCGAGAAGAAAACUGCCUUGGAACUCAAGCGAAACACCGCAUUGGCUCUGGGUAUGUCCAAGAAGGAACAGGAGUUGACGACGGUCGAGUCUUGGUUCCGUAAGCACUCUCCCUCGUGGUAA
Molecule: messenger RNA, 1002 nt
Organism: Penicillium arizonense
Lineage: Eukaryota; Fungi; Ascomycota; Eurotiomycetes; Eurotiales; Aspergillaceae
Product: NmrA/HSCARG family protein
Exons: 3
Coding region: 1-1002 (333 amino acids)
Source: RefSeq, a predicted model, not a curated record